Molecule: messenger RNA, 1842 nt
Organism: Aspergillus saccharolyticus JOP 1030-1
Lineage: Eukaryota; Fungi; Ascomycota; Eurotiomycetes; Eurotiales; Aspergillaceae
Product: phosphatase PAP2 family protein
Exons: 2
Coding region: 169-1488 (439 amino acids)
Biological process (GO): sphingolipid biosynthetic process; inositol phosphoceramide metabolic process
Cellular component (GO): inositol phosphoceramide synthase complex
Molecular function (GO): inositol phosphoceramide synthase activity
Source: RefSeq, a predicted model, not a curated record
CGUUGACGCCGAGACAACAUCACCACCUUCCUCCCCUUUCCGUCAGCUCCGCCUCGAAUUCUCAUAUUGCACUGGGGCCUUCUCAGCUGGCACCUUUGUUGGACGACAAAAGAAGAGACUCACCCGGCCAGUUCACGGAGUCUCUUCGUACCGAGACUAGCCGCCGAGAUGAAUAGUUCCCUUCCCACCUGGAAGGAUCGGACGCAGAACCAGUUUGGCAAGCUUCAGAUCCAAGUACCAUGGCGUUCCAUUCAGCUGCUGGUUCCGCAUCGCAUGCGACGGAAGAUUCGUUCGAAGCUGCGCAGCAGACUUUCUCCGAUUUCGUCGAUUUCGACGCUGCAGACGUCUUUUUCGCCCGUCGACACCCUUCGAUCACUGCAGAGCCAUCGGUGGACGUUGUAUGACUUCCAGUAUCUGCUCCUGUUGAUCAUCGGGAUCUUCUCCCUCAGCAUGAUGGGUGCUCCCGGGCCAUUGGCAAAAACAGCCGUCUUCACCCUUCUCCUGAUCUCGCUGCUGCUUCCGAUCACUCGCCAAUUCUUUCUUCCCUUUCUGCCUAUUGCCGGUUGGCUUAUCUUUUUCUACGCUUGCCAGUUCAUUCCUAGUGAUUGGCGUCCUGCAAUCUGGGUCCGCGUGCUUCCGGCCCUGGAAAACAUCUUGUACGGUGCAAACAUCAGCAACAUUCUGUCUGCUCACCAGAAUGUGGUUCUGGAUGUGCUUGCGUGGAUUCCGUACGGUCUGUGCCAUUACGGUGCGCCGUUCGUCUGCUCGCUCAUCAUGUUCGUCUUCGGUCCUCCCGGCACUGUCCCGCUUUUCGCCCGUACCUUCGGUUACAUCAGCAUGACUGCCGUCGCUAUUCAGCUCUUCUUCCCAUGCUCUCCCCCGUGGUAUGAGAAUCUCUACGGCCUGGCACCGGCCGACUACUCGAUGCCCGGUAACCCCGCCGGUCUUGCCCGCAUCGACAAGCUCCUUGGAAUUGAUCUGUACACCUCGGGCUUCAGACAAUCACCCGUCGUGUUCGGUGCCUUCCCUUCGCUGCACGCGGCGGACUCGACGUUGGCUGCCUUGUUCAUGAGCCACGUCUUCCCGCGGCUGAAGCCGUUGUUCGUCACCUACACUUUGUGGAUGUGGUGGGCAACAAUGUAUCUGUCGCACCACUAUGCAGUGGAUCUGGUUGGCGGUGGCCUGCUGGCCACGGUCGCGUUCUACUUUGCGAAGACCCGAUUCCUCCCGCGUGUCCAGAGUGACAAGACCUAUCGCUGGGAUUACGACUACAUCGAAAUCGGCGACUCAGCUCGCGCCUAUGGCUACGACUUGGCUAGUCUCGAUGGCGACUUCAAUCUCGACAGUGAUGAGUGGACGGUUGGAUCCUCCUCCUCGGUGUCCUCCGGCUCCCUGAGCCCUGUCGAUGAUCAUUACACAUGGGAAGGAGAAUCUCUGGCUUCCCCGAUUACCGACAUCGAGUCCGGAAGACAUAUCAUCAGCCCUUGAUAACCGUUCCGACGUGCCACCAACACCACACUGCAUAUAGCAUUCGCUUCUUGCAUCUAUUUAUGAUUGGCGUUUAACAUUUGACGACAUGCCGGGUUUAUUGCAUCGAGCCAAUUUCGACACAUAUAUCUUUAAUAUCGAUCCCGUUUCUCUGUUCGGCCAAACUUAUGGCUGACUCUUUUGGAGUCUGUCACUCGAUGGCUUCUUCUUCGCCUCUUUGUACUAUCACCACAAUACUUUGGUAGCCUCUCCGCUUCCUCCAGUCUAAUCUCGGAGCUCCGUCGGUAAUAUUAAUGCGCAAGGCCCGGCAAUCUCUAUUCGGAUCACGCCGGUGUCUUGCUCACGACGCUCGCA